GCCAAUUAAAAUUCAUUUAUUCUAGCUAACAUUUAAAACUCAGGUCAAAAGUGUUAAAAAGUCAAAAUCAAUGAUUUCUUAAUUGAGGAAAUUGGACAUUUUUGCAUUAUAAAAAAAAAUUAUAGAGAAUUUGCGAAGAUUGUCGUCGGCAAGAUUGUCUCAUUUGCCUGUAAUUCGAUUCCGUGAAUUCAUCAGUGUUGCUAUCACAAUCGAUAUUAAAGCACUUCACAGAUUUGAAACUUGUUUGCUUGUCGUUAAGCCAAAUGGAUUUAUUCCGAAUAACAAAUCAAUCAAAUUUUUACGGAUACCCUUCGAACAUCAUCAAAAUUCUCGUUUUUUUGGCCACUAUAGCAGCGAUGACUGCAUCCGCUGUGGCUGCUUCUGUGGUUUCCCACUUUGAAAAUGCCGAGCACACUCCGGCGGACAAUUUUUUGUCGGCUGUGGUAAUUCGUUCAGGAUCCAAACACCAUUGCAGUGGAGUAAUUUUGGAUGGACAUUGGAUCAUCACAACUGCCCAUUGUGUAGCAAAAUACACCAAAGAGGAGCUUCACGUAAGCUAUCAGAGUAAUGGCCACCAAAUUAGCAGUAACGUAGAUGCAGUCGUUUUGCAUCCAGGAUAUAAGCAAGGACGAUUGGUUAACAAUGUCGCAUUGAUCAAAGUUAAAUCGGAGAUUGACUUUAAUGCCGUCGUUCAAGCAGCCAAACUACCCACUGUUGAUACGGAAGAAGACGAAUUGGCAUAUGCAAUCGGAUGGGAGAAAGUUGAUGGACAUAGUCAACCAUCAGGUGCACUGAAGUAUUAUCAAACCAAAGUUAUGGCGUUGGAUUUGUGCUGGGAACGAUUGGAGGAUUUGGAUGCUGUUGAAGUCGAUGACAACGUGAUCUGCACAUAUGGCCCAACUGAAAACACCUCUCCUCUGUUGGACAAUGGAAGUGCUCUAGUUUCGGUCAAUAAAAGCGAAUUGGUUGGAGUUAGUUUCUGGAACGAAGAGGGCUAUUCGAAUGUAUACAGUAGAGUCCGUUCACAUCUCACAUGGAUCAACUCCGUUAGAUACCAAAAUGCUUGAGCCAUUAUUAUUAUGCGAAAAGAAUACAACUGUUUUUGAAGUAAUGAUUUUUAAUAAAAAUAAAGUUGGUAAAUAUAA
Messenger RNA from Sitodiplosis mosellana (orange wheat blossom midge), 1145 nucleotides. RefSeq names its product mite allergen Der p 3-like. The record is from RefSeq and is a predicted model, not a curated record. Lineage: Eukaryota; Metazoa; Arthropoda; Insecta; Diptera; Cecidomyiidae. Gene Ontology annotation, biological process: proteolysis. The transcript has 4 exons. Gene Ontology annotation, molecular function: serine-type endopeptidase activity. Bases 264 to 1067 code for a protein of 267 amino acids.